AUGCUUCCAGCACACACCCAAGGGGAUGGCCCUGCCCCUUUCGCUCCCCACCAUUACAGCUCUCGUUCAUCAGAGGAACUCAUAUUCCAGGCACUGAGUGCACCCAGCAAUCUCCUACCUUCCCCACAAACCCUUCCUCGUCUCCGCAGCCCCCCACCGUGGGAAGUGGGGCUGGGGGGGUGUCACAGGGGCAAACACUGAUUCAUUUCUGCAUUAAUGCUCGGUUACUAAAAAAUCCCGAAUGAGCAAAGAAGCCAUUGCACCUUGGGCACAGGUCAGAGCAAGCUCCUGGAGCACAGCCCACAGAUUUCCCCUCUGCUAUGGCAAUGCUUCUGCUGGCUGCGUGUUCCUGGUGCAUGCAGAGCCCCAAGGUUGCGUGCCAAGAUGCAGUGGGAAGUGUUUAACGUCCUCCAACCUUUGCCCGUAUUGAUCCAUGGUUCCAAGUUUGAUCCAUGGCCAAGUUCCUCCUACUGUACUCUGGAGCUGGGCAAAGGUAGGAGAAUCUGGGCAUAGCCGCGCGCUUCCUGCAGCUCAGGUGAGGGAUUUCUCUCUCGGUGGGGCUCCUGGUGGGGGAAAUCCUUGGGGGGUCACCUGCUCUGCCCCGCAGCCUGGCAGGAGCACAGUCACUGCCCAAGGCAAUGGGGGCCGCACUCAUGGAACUCACGUUCCAGUGACCCCGGCCCCUCCUCCCCUGGUGGCGGGAACCAUCUGGGUCCCUCUCUUCUCCGACAGCUUCUUCCCUAAUUUUCAUCCUAAAAUUUUUCUCUAUCUUCUUUCCAAAUGUUAUUCCUCAUCUUCGCCAUCAUCUCCUCAUCCAUCUCCUUCCCCUAUCUUCUUCUCUCAUUCUUUUACCCAUUUUUUACCCAUCUUCUACCCCUCCAGCUUCUUAGAGCUCCGUUGCCGUGGGUUUUGGCUGCGAUUCAGUCCCUCUUCGAACGGACCCUGGCGUGAGACUCCACUGCAAAGCUGAUCCGCUCCAGCUCUCAUCUCCUGCAGCAUCUUCCCUCAUUUUCUUAACAAAAAUUUUCCGCAUCUUCUGUCCCAGCCUUCUUUCCCAUCUCCUCCAUCGUCUCCUUCUCAGUCUCCUUCCUCACUCUCCUUUCCCCAGCUCCUUCACUCCUCCUCUUCUCCAGCACAGAUGCGCUUCAUAUCAGGCUGCAACCACCCCACCUCUGCCCUCCCAUGGAAGAGCCUCCUGCCUCAUCUCCUGGCUCUGCACAUACUCCACCCGGGAUCAGGUAGGGCUCCUGUGGGGCUGCUGUGCCUGGCACAGGAGUUGCUGGAGGGUGGGGGAUUGGCCAAGGUGCAGAGAGGACUCAAGCCCAGCACCCAGCCCCACUUCAGUUUCACUUUCUCUUUGGUUCUUCCAUGAAACGCGUGAUUUUGGGUAGAAUUUCUAUCUCUUCCUCACCUCCUACACACGUUGUGAGUGGGCUCCCACCCCCAGGAAUCCUUCCCCACUCCCUCCUGUUCCCUCUACAGCUCUUGCACAUGGGAUGCAGCACGCAGCACCUCCCCCUGUGCCGCUCCCUGCCCCCACAUGAACGCAGGCACCACCUCACUGUCUCUCCAUGCCCUUCUCAUUGCACAGCCCAGUUCAGGGUGGUGGCACCCAGACUUCAUGUCAUGGCAACUGUGGGACAGGACGUCGUGCUGCGCUGCCACUUGUCCCCUUGCAAGGAUGCUUGGAGCUCGGACAUCAGAUGGAUCCAGCACCGGUCCUCGGGGCUUGUGCACCACUACCAAGAUGGAGUGGUCUUGAAGCAGAUGGAGGAAUAUAAAGGGAGGACAGAACUGCUCAGGGACGGUCUCUCUGAUGGAAACCUGGAUUUGCGCAUCACUGAUGUCACCUCCUCCGAUAGCAGCUCAUACAGCUGCAUUUUGGAAGACGUUGAUGGCUAUGCAGAAGCUGUGGUGAACCUGGAGGUGUCAGAUCCCUUUUCCCAGAUCAUCCAUUCCUGGGCGGCAGCUCUGGCUGUGGUCCUCACACUUCUGCUUGGGUCAUUUGUCAUCAUUGCUUUUCUCCAUCGGAAGCAAGUGGCACAGCACAGAGAGCUGAGUGAGUCCUUGCAGCCCCAUCCACCACCAAAGUCCCUUGAAUGGAACUGAUAGAAGACUGCUGAGUGCUGGGUUUAUGGGAUGGGUUGGGGCCAUGGGAUC
This is a messenger RNA of Numida meleagris (helmeted guineafowl), 2160 nucleotides long. Its product is annotated as myelin-oligodendrocyte glycoprotein-like. Bases 1369 to 2109 code for a protein of 246 amino acids. The record is from RefSeq and is a predicted model, not a curated record. The transcript has 3 exons. Lineage: Eukaryota; Metazoa; Chordata; Aves; Galliformes; Numididae.